UAUGGGGCGGAUUUCACAGGCCCCCACGGGACCGUGGCCCAGCCCAGAGCCUCCCCGGGAGACAGACUCUUCACGUGUCCCGAGUGCGGGAAGGGCUUCGGCCAGAGCGCGCACCUCAUCCGGCACCAGACGGUGCACACAGGGGAGCGGCCCUACAAGUGCCCCGAGUGCGGGAAGGGUUUCAGCCAGAGCUCGGACCUGACCACGCACCGGCGCGUCCACACGGGCGAGGAGCCCUACGCCUGCGCCGAGUGCGGCAAGCGCUUCGCCCAGAGCUCCAACCUGAUCCGGCACCAGCGCACCCACACGGCCGAGACGCCCUACCGCUGCCCCGACUGCGGCAAGCGCUUCCGCCGUAGCUCCCACCUCGUCAUGCACCAGCGCACCCACACCGGGGAGCGCCCCUACCGCUGCCCCGACUGCGGCAAGCGCUUCAGCCACAGCUCCCACCUGCACCGGCACCAGCGCAUCCACACGGGCGAGCGCCCCUACAAGUGCCCCGACUGCGGCAAGAGCUUCGGCGUCAAGUCCACCCUGGUGACGCACCGGCGGGUGCACACGGCCGAGCGGCCCUACGCCUGCGCCGACUGCGGCCGGGCCUUCGCCCAGAGCUCCACCCUCAACCGGCACCGGCGCACGCACGCGGCCGAGCGCCCCUACCGCUGCCCCGACUGCGGCAAGAGCUUCAUCCAGAGCUCCAACCUGGUCACCCACCUGAUCCUGCACACGGGCGAGCGCCCCUUCCACUGCCCCCGCUGCCAGAAAACCUUCGCCCAGAGCUCCAACCUCAGCCGCCACCAGAGGACCCACGCGGGGCGCCGAGCCCGCCCCUGCCCCGAGUGUGGGGAGAGCGUCCCGCGCGGCGCCGGCCUGUCCGCCCACCAGAGACGCCACGCGGGGCAGGAGACGCCCUCGCCGCCCUGCUAGGGCCGG
Messenger RNA from Chrysemys picta bellii (western painted turtle), 933 nucleotides. The record is from RefSeq and is a predicted model, not a curated record. NCBI's taxonomy places the organism in Eukaryota, Metazoa, Chordata, Testudines, Emydidae.